AUGGAGAGCCGCCAGCAACUUCAUACUCCCCCUCCGGAAUCCGAUGAACACGGGUCCAAAGUAACGGGUAUCGAAGAGACGUCGGUCGAGCCGCCGAAACCAGCUGAACAGAAACAAACGCCCAACCUCAAGCGACCGGCAGAGGACGACGAUGACGCCGAAACGAAGACGCCCGCAAAGGUAGCGAGGAAAGGCCAAACCACCCGUGAACCGAGAACACCCAAGAAAGCAGCACAGUCCGAAGAAGCGCUUGCAAAGAAGCUUGAGUCCGCCAAGAAGAAAGCCGAAGAAGCUGCAGUCAAAGCCGCAAACGCUGCGAAGAGAAAAGAAGCUGCCGAAGCGAAGAAAGCCGAGAAAGAGCGAAAGAACGUGAACAGUUACAACCAGAUGCCCCAGCGCCAAUACAAAUGGGAUGAUUGCGGAAAGCUGGCCUUUCGGAAAGAAGCUAUGCUCGCUGGUAUAUCGCAGGAGAAUGAGGAGGAAUUCUUCGCCAAAGGGAAGAAGCUGUUUGCCGAUAAAAACGCCAGAGG
Messenger RNA from Alternaria incomplexa, 530 nucleotides. RefSeq lists its product as uncharacterized. The record is from RefSeq and is a predicted model, not a curated record. Lineage: Eukaryota; Fungi; Ascomycota; Dothideomycetes; Pleosporales; Pleosporaceae. The transcript is spliced from 2 exons. The annotation marks the transcript as partial.